AUGAGCUUCGAAACAAAAAAUAUUCGAGAAAAUAUUUCGUUAAAAGGUUCUACCAAGAUAGUUGUGGAAUUCUUUGAAUUUGCGCUGAAUAGUAUUCUAUUUCAACGUGCCAUAUAUCCUCCGGAGGAUUUUAAAAUGGUAAAGAAAUACGGACUCAAUGUUCUGGUAACAAUUGAUGAUUCUUUAAAAUCUUAUUUGAAAAAACUUUUAACUCAAGUAGAAGUUUGGAUAAAUGCUGGAAAAAUUAGCAAACUUAUAUUAGCAAUCAUGAAUGUCGAAAAUCGUGAAAUUCUUGAACGAUGGCAAUUUGAUAUACAAAUCAUCGAUGAGGAAAAUAAAGAAAAUAAGGGACCAGGUGGGGGAAAGAAACAAAGAACCGAUCAAGAAAUAAAAAAUGAAAUUCAAGCAAUUAUUCGUCAAAUUACGGCCAGCGUUACAUUUUUACCUGUACUGGAAGAUGAAUGUACGUUUAAUAUUCUUGCAUUCACCGACAAAGAUGCGGAAGUACCAGCUGAAUGGGAUGACUCAGAUCCACUUAUUAUUCAAAAUCCUGAAUACGUUAGGUUGAGAUCUUUUUCAACCAAAAAUCACAAAGUUGAUGCAAUCGUUUCGUAUCGUUUAGGUUUUUAUGAUGACCCAAAACGAUGA
Molecule: messenger RNA, 648 nt
Organism: Rhizophagus irregularis DAOM 181602=DAOM 197198
Lineage: Eukaryota; Fungi; Glomeromycota; Glomeromycetes; Glomerales; Glomeraceae
Biological process (GO): mitotic spindle assembly checkpoint signaling
Cellular component (GO): nucleoplasm; cytoplasm; kinetochore
Source: RefSeq, a predicted model, not a curated record